Messenger RNA from Elephantulus edwardii (Cape elephant shrew), 1152 nucleotides. RefSeq names its product zinc finger and BTB domain containing 42 (gene ZBTB42). Gene Ontology annotation, biological process: regulation of transcription by RNA polymerase II. The record is from RefSeq and is a predicted model, not a curated record. Gene Ontology annotation, molecular function: DNA-binding transcription factor activity, RNA polymerase II-specific; protein binding; RNA polymerase II cis-regulatory region sequence-specific DNA binding. The transcript has a single exon. Lineage: Eukaryota; Metazoa; Chordata; Mammalia; Macroscelidea; Macroscelididae. The coding region runs from base 1 to 1152 and encodes 383 amino acids. Gene Ontology annotation, cellular component: nucleus.
AUGGAGUUCCCCGGGCACGGCGGGAGGCUGCUGGGGCGCCUGAGGCAGCAGCGUGACCUGGGCUUUCUGUGCGACUGCACCGUACUGGUGGGCGACGCGCGCUUCCCGGCCCACCGCGCCGUCCUGGCCGCCUGCAGCGUCUACUUCCACUUCUUCUACCGAGACCGGCCCGCCGGCGGCCGCGACGCAGUGCGACUCAGCGGCGACAUCGUCACGGCGCCCGCCUUCGCGCGCCUGCUGGACUUCAUGUACGAGGGCCGCCUGGACCUGCGCGACCUGCCCGUCGGGGACGUGCUGGCCGCCGCUAGCUACCUGCACAUGUACGACAUAGUCAAGGUGUGCAAGCGCCGCCUCCGGGAGCAGGAGCGCAGCGCCCAGAGCCCCGGCGCCUCGCUGCCGCGCCCGCCUCCCGCCUGGACCCCUGACCCAGGCCCGGCCGCCCAGAAGGCCGGGCCCCCCCCUCCCUGGCAGGCUCCCGGAGAGGCUGACCGGGCCCUGGACCUGUCCCUGAAGCCAGGCCCGAGGCCGGAGCCCGUGCGCCCACCCCGAGCUCUCCAGCCAGCCCCCAGCAGCCACACGCAGCUAGGAGCCCGGCCUCCCGUCAAGGCUGAGCCGGAUUCCUUGUGCAGACAGAAAGAGGGCAGAAGCCCCCGCAGCCCCCUAUCUCCCGCCGGCGCGGCGGCCCCCCAGCGCUUGGCCGACUCGGAGCCGCGGCGGGGCGUGGGGGCCUGGGCUGAGGAGCAGGCGCCCGCCGGUCCCCUCCGCGUGUGCCCGCUGUGCAGCAAGCUCUUCCCCAGCGCGCACGUGCUGCAGCUGCACCUCAGCGCACACUUCCGCGAGCGCGACGGCGCCCGGCCCCGGCUGUCGCCCGACGGCGCGACACCCACGUGCCCCCUGUGCGGGAAGGCCUUCUCGUGCGCAUACACGCUGAAGCGGCACGAACGCACGCACUCGGGCGAGAAGCCCUACACGUGCGCGCUGUGCGGGAAGAGCUUCCAGUACUCGCACAACCUGAGCCGCCACGCCGUGGUGCACACGCGCGAGAAGCCGCACGCCUGCCGCUGGUGCGAGCGCCGCUUCACGCAGUCCGGCGACCUCUACCGCCAUGUCCGCAAGUUCCACUGUGGCCUCGUCAAGUCCGUGCUGGCGUGA